Molecule: messenger RNA, 288 nt
Organism: Prunus armeniaca (apricot)
Lineage: Eukaryota; Viridiplantae; Streptophyta; Magnoliopsida; Rosales; Rosaceae
Source: the annotation of a GenBank genome assembly
AUGGAAGAUUCAUCAAACGUACGGAUUGAUAGGAAAACAUCAAUAGAAACUGAGCCAAGAACGCUGGGGUUUGAUCAAAUUCAGUUUGCAAGGGAGGCAGCUAGGUAUGUGCUGAAAACAAAGAAUAUAGAAGAAGCAAUGCACAUUUUCACAGAGGGUUUGGUGCCAGUGGUGAGUUCGAUUAACCAAAAUGGUGACGAAAUGAUUGAUUCGGAGGAACUUGAGUACUCAGAAGAUUAUUAUAUAAGAUCACAAGGGCCGAGGGACUGUGUCUCAGCGCCUUUUUAA